Molecule: messenger RNA, 579 nt
Organism: Zasmidium cellare ATCC 36951
Lineage: Eukaryota; Fungi; Ascomycota; Dothideomycetes; Mycosphaerellales; Mycosphaerellaceae
Exons: 2
Coding region: 1-579 (192 amino acids)
Source: RefSeq, a predicted model, not a curated record
AUGGCGCUCAACAUACCGGUCAGAUUCUACCGCAAGGUCAACAUACCCGUCGAGCCGCAGGGUGCUCCCGAUGUCGAGGCUCAGCAAGCUGGUGGUGGUAAGCCAAAUGGCGAGUCCGACCAUGCUCAUCAGCAACCAUGGGCCGACCAGGUCAUGUGGGCUCUCACAGGACUCGUCUUCGGCAUCUUCCUCGGUGCAUACCUCGGCCUUCACUUCCCAAGAACAUCGAAGGCUUUCGUCGCAAUGGCGCCUACCUGCCUUCUCUACGGGCUCAGCACCUAUCUCAUCAUCAAGAUUUGCGAGCACCAAGCCCCUAUCGUCGAGCAGGCCUCUGGAAUCGCGAAGCGCAUUCAGCAGCUGCUGCCCGUCAUCCCAUACGCUGUCUGUCUGCUGGCAGUACCUCACGGUGGAGCAUUCUUAUGUGGUACAGCGAUGGCUGUUGCUUGGGUCAUGUGCCUCGACAUCUUGCCGGGUCCUGUCAAGCAGGGAGACUGCUUCAAGCCUUUCAAGACCGCGUUUCGCAUCUGGGCUGCGAUGAUAGUCGUUCUGUUCGUCGGAAAGAAGGCGUCGGCAUGGUAG